This is a messenger RNA of Prorocentrum cordatum, 2107 nucleotides long. Lineage: Eukaryota; Dinophyceae; Prorocentrales; Prorocentraceae. The record is from the annotation of a GenBank genome assembly.
AUGUUGGCUCGAGCGCCCGUGGCAUCGCUCCUGGUCUCGGCGCUGGCCAGCGAGAGGGAGCCGCUGCGGGUCACGGCGGAGCCCUGCUUCACAGACUGGCACGAGGACCCGGAAGCCGCGCGCGUACCCAUCGCCGUCUCGCGCGGCCUGCUGUGCACCGAGCGCAUCCCGGCCUCGGAGAUAGCAGCCGUCCAGGUGCCCCCCGACGCCUGCGAGGCCUGCCUGGAGCGCGGGCCCGCGGGCGCGCCGGCGGCCGACGCGCUGCGCGGGGCCGCCCUGGCCUGCGCGGGCCUGCCGGCGGUGCUCUACCUGCUGGAGCCCCCGCCGCGGCCCGGCGGGCAGCCGCUGGCGGCGUGCGCGCGCGCGGCGUGCCCGUUGCCGACGCUGCUCGCCUGCGUCCUCUGGGAGGCCCUGGUCCCGCUGCUGCCCUUCCAGGUGGCUGGGCGGGGCGCCACGUCGCAGGCGCCUGGCGUUCCGCCCUUCGGGCGCCACCUCUGCGCGGGCCCACACCCCGGGUUCUACCGCGCGGCCGCCGUUCUUCCUGCGCACCCGCCCGCGCACCGCUGCGGUUCGAUCCGCUUCCUGCCCAUCUCCUUCGGAAUUCCGAAGGAGGACAUCGUGGCGUGCCUUCCCUCGAAGGCGACCAGCUUCGCCCCACUGAGACCUGGACACAUGAGCACCUACAUCUUUCCCAUCAGUACCUUUGGCGAGCUGGAGUACAAGCGGAUGUAUCGGGAGGCCCGUUUCGCCUUGUGCCCAAAGAAGUGGGGGUGGGAAACAAUGCGCUUGUACGAGAUACUGGCGAAUGGCUGUAUUCCCAUCUUGGGCGAUCUGCAGGAAGUGCCCCGUGGUGCUCUGGCGUUCCUGGAUCGUGCCCUUUUGGCCCGCGCAGCUUCUUUUUCAGGACUCGGCAACCUGCAGAUCAGCACCAGCACCGAGCUGCCCCCCGAGCCGAAGGCCGGAGGGCUCGACGAGCGCGGCUACACGGACGCUGCAGCCGAGCUGCUGCGGCACACGCAGCAGCGCCUCACGACCGAGGCCAUGGCGCGCUACCUGCUGGCAGCCUCGGGCCUCUCGAGCUCCUCCGCCGUCCUCUUCCUCGCCAACUGCGGCCACGGGGACUACCAGUGCUACCUGUGCUUGCACGGGCUCCGCCAGGUGUUGGGAAGCCGCCUCGUCGACGUGCCCAGGCUGGAGUACAUGUACAGGCCGGCACGCCUGGCACCGAUGGGCGGCGUCGACCGCCAGACGGUCUGCCCCCAGGGGAUGUGCGCCAUCGUCUCCGGAUCCUCGACGACUCCCGUGAUCCGUGGCGAGGGCGCUCCUGUGCCGAUCUACGGCGGAGGCUUCUCGUACGCGUUCCGCCUGGAGGAUGUGCCCAUGAACCGGUCCGAAGACGUGAUCGCUGCCGGUAUUCGUCGGGGCGCCUUCGAUGCGGUCGUGGUGGGGAGUGCCCAGAUGCUGCCUGCCGACGGGGACAGGCUCGACAGGCGCCGGGGAAAGCGGCUGGGGUUCCUGUGGAAGCUGGUCCAGCAGCACUACGCCCCGCAGCGCGUGGUCAUCGUCGAUGGCAGGGACCCGCCCGCAGACGACCACUUCCACGAGGGCGUGCGGGAGCUGGCCGGCCGUGGCUUCCGGUACUUCCUGCGCGAGAUCCCCGGGGCGGCCGCGGGGUGCGAGGAGGAGCCCGCGGGCGCCCCCUGGGCGGGCGCCCCGCGGGGGGACCGGGGCCCCGCCGACGCCGGCGGUGCCGGCGGCCUCGCCUUCUCGGGCGGCGGAGAGAAAGACAGGUGGUACAUCCAGCAGCAAAUGGAAACUGAGUAUUUACCCAAGUCGAAGAAUUGGUGCGUUUAUGCAGAGUAUUCGCGCCUUGCCAACAAGUCCUUCUGGGGGUACGACGUAAGAGUUCACAACUACGCCGAGGAGAAGGACGGUACCGUUCACGACAGCGACAAAAAUAUCGGGGGCGCCGGCAUCUUGGCCAAGAUCGUGGAUGAGAAGAGAGGCCAGCUGGAGGUGGCUCCAUACUUCUUGCCGACGUUCCUCGCUGGACCGUAUUGGAUCCUCGACUACAACGAGCAGGAAGGUUAUACACUGGUGUCCGGUG